Tetranychus urticae (two-spotted spider mite) is the source of this 2107-nucleotide messenger RNA. RefSeq lists its product as uncharacterized. Lineage: Eukaryota; Metazoa; Arthropoda; Arachnida; Trombidiformes; Tetranychidae. The record is from RefSeq and is a predicted model, not a curated record.
GAGAAAAAAUUAUAUCAUCUCAACAUUCGAGAACAAAACAGUUAAGACUUAAAACACUUUCAAAAUGUUUAAAAACAUGUAUUUGUGCUCAGUUCUACUAGCUAUCAUCUCCUGUAAUUAUGUCUCUAUGCAAUUGGAGACAGUUGUCUCCAUGGCUGGAGUUCCGGACAUGCCGGCAGAUCUUGCAGAUCCUGAAGGUACAGGAGUACUAGCCCAAUCAAGCGCUACAGCAAUAGCUGGUGAUAACGAUCAAGACAGUGAAAAUGGAGGUAACGGUAUGCUGGGUGACGUACCUGACGCUGGUAGCUUAGUUGAUGUAGAAAUGAACAUGCCAGACUCAGUUGGCAUAGUAAACAAAGUUACAUCUUUAAUGAACGGAGUUGCACCUCCCUCUAUUCCGAAAACACCGGAAACGCCUUCAGUACCAUCAGUACCGAAUACAGACUCGAUAACUGAAAUUGUUAAAUCAGUAGCUGGUUCAGGUGGGGGCGCUAGCUCAGAAGGUGGUGCUAAAUCAGAAGCUGAAUCUAGUUCAGGUGGUGGAGCUGGAUCUAGUUCGAGUGCUGGUGGUGCUACUGCUAACAGCUCAAAUGCAAACACCAAUACCGUCUCAAAAACCGAAUCAACCACGAAUAAUGAAUCAAGCACCAAGACUGUUGAAAAUACUAACGCUGGCGGUAAUUCUGGUUCAGGGAAUAAUGAAGCAGUAAAUUCAUCAGCAGCUUCAGAUUCAUCAUCAGAAACUAAAUCAUCUAGUAACUCAGCCCCAGCAGCCCCUGGUUCACCCGCUCCAGCACCAACAGCCCCUGGUUCACCCGCCCAAGCACCAGAAGCCCCUGGUUCACCAGCUCCAGCACCAGAAGCCCCUGGUUCACCUGCUCCAGCACCAGCAGCCCCUGGUUCACCCGCUCCAACUAAUGGAUCACCCGCUUCAAGUUCAGCAGCAGCAGCAGCAGCAUCAUCAGCAUCCUCUGACUCACACGCUCAAGCACCAGAAGUGCCUGGUUCACCCGCUUCAGCACCGGCAGCCCCUGGUUCACCCGCUCCAGCACCAGAAGCCCCUGGUUCACCUGCUCCAGCACCAGCAGCCCCUGGUUCACCUGCUCCAGCACCAGCAGCCCCUGGUUCACCCGCUCCAGCACCAGAAGCCCCUGGUUCACCCGCUCCAGCACCAGAAGCCCAUGCUCCAGCAACAUUACCAAGUAAUGGAUCACCCACUUCAAGUUCAGCAGCAGCAGCAUCAGCAGCAUCCUCUGGUUCACCCGCUCAAACUAAUGGAUCACCCGCUCCAGCACCAACAGCCCCUGGUUCCCCCGCUCCAGCACCAGCAGCCCCUGGUUCACCCGCUCCAGCACCAGAAGCCCCUGGUUCACCUGCUCCAGCAACAUCACCAACUAAUGGAUCACCCGCUUCAAGUUCAGCAGCAGCAGCAGCAUCAUCAGCAUCCUCUGGUUCACCCGCUUCAGCACCAGAAGCCCCUGGUUCACCCGCUCCAGCACCAGCAGCCCCUGGUUCACCCGCUCCAGCACCAGAAGCCCCUGGUUCACCUGCUCCAGCAACAUCACCAACUAAUGGAUCACCCGCUUCAAGUUCAGCAGCAGCAGCAGCAUCAUCAGCAUCCUCUGGUUCAACUGCAUCAGCAACAUCAUCAAACAAAAAAUCAUCCACUUCAAGUUCAGCAGCAAGUUCUUCUAAUGCAAGCUCUGGUUCUGGCUCAGGUUCUGGCUCUGGCUCUGGUUCCGGCUCUGGCUCUGGCUCUGGCUCUGGCUCAGGUUCAGGAGGUAGCUCGGGUGGUAAAUCAACUGCCAAAUCUAAUGCAAACUCUUCAGCUAACGCAGGUAAAGGUAAAGGUAAAAAUGCUAAAGGAAAGGGAGGAAAAGGUGGAUCAUCCGCCGCUUCAGCAGCUGCAGCUGCAGCAAGCUCUGGAUCAAAAGGAAACCCCACUGGCAAAGGCAAGAGUGGGUCUGGUUCACAUGCAACUGAUAAAUCAAUGAUUAACAUUGAUGUACCUAUGGCUGGACUCAAAGUGAAAAUGUAAAUGCUGAAUUCAUAUUUUCAUCAUAAUCUUUUCUGUAACAAUGGAAUAAAUAAGUUAAAAUAAGCAAAA